AUGUUUGUGUCGUACCUGUCUGUGCUCCUGGAUCUCUCCUGCCCCCUCGCCUCCGACGACGAUCAUCCGGCGUGGGCCUCACUUCGCCGCCUCCGCCGCCCGCCCCGCCUCGCACGCCUGCCACGCUCCGCGCCGGCCGCGGGUCCCGCCGAGGCGCUGGGCCACAGCGAGCGCGGCUGGCCAGUGCCAAGCGGUGCCGCAGAUGCGCAGCUGCGUCCGUUUCCUCUCGGCGGCGUGCGCGGGGGGGAAGAAUGCGCAGCUGCGCUCGUUUCCUCUCGGCGGCGGGCGGGAACAUGCCCGACCUAG
Molecule: messenger RNA, 306 nt
Organism: Prorocentrum cordatum
Lineage: Eukaryota; Dinophyceae; Prorocentrales; Prorocentraceae
Source: the annotation of a GenBank genome assembly